AUGCAGGGUCUGAGUUCCCGGGCUCACGCGUUCUCUGUGGAAGCGCUGGUCGGGAAACCCUGCAAGAGAAUGAAAGUGUCAGAUGAGUCAAGUUCAGCUGCAGAAACCGGCAUCGAAACGAGCAUCUUCACCGGCCUGAACGAAUAUCCUGUCAGCCAGAUGAAGAAAGCCGGUACAUCAUCUCCGAGGAGGGCAGAGUCGGAGAGACAGACUGUCAGGUCCGGGGCUGAGGAGGCUGACCCCGGCGGAGAGGAGAACAAGCCGAAGGAGAGCAACCUCCUCCCGGACAGAGAGGUCCAGGUGGAGCUGCAGGGCUCCGAGCUGUGGAAGAGGUUCUAUGAGAUCGGAACCGAGAUGAUCAUCACCAAAGCUGGCAGGAGAAUGUUCCCCUCUGUACGCGUCAAAGUGCGCAAUCUGGACCCGUGCCAGCAGUACUACAUCGCGAUGGACGUCAUGCCCGUGGACUCCAAACGCUACAGGUAUGUGUACCACAGCUCGCAGUGGAUGGUUGCGGGUAACACGGACCACUCCUGCAUCUCCCCGCGGCUCUACGUGCAUCCCGACUCCCCGUGCGCGGGAGAGACGUGGAUGCGUCAGGUGAUCAGCUUCGACCGGGUCAAACUCACCAACAACGAGAUGGACGAUAAGGGGCAUAUAAUUCUCCAGUCGAUGCACAAAUACAAGCCACGUGUGCACGUCAUCCGGCACGACCCUCGCAUGGACCUGUCGCAGAUCCAGUCGCUGCCUGCUGAAGGAGUGCACAGCUUCUCCUUCCCCGAAACAGAGUUCACCACGGUCACAGCCUACCAGAACCAGCAGAUCACAAAACUGAAGAUCGAUAGGAACCCAUUCGCCAAAGGCUUCAGAGAUCCAGGAAGGAAUAGGGGAGUGUUGGAUGGCCUUUUGGAGUCGUAUCCCUGGAGAGGCCCUCUGAGCUUGGACUUCAAGCCAUUCACCAUACAGCUCCAAGGGAGCUCGGGGUCGCCGACCAGCAGUGUGAAGACUCUUCUCCCCCUUUCCUCUCCCCUACACCCGUUCUCCGUCUCGGCGCUCUCCUGCCAGGAUGCCGCUCUCCACACCCUCGCUUUUCCUCUCUACGGAAAGACGUCCACAGCAUCUCCGCUGCCCAGCAGGGCAUUCUCCUCCCUGGGAGUAGACAGACUGAGAGGCCUGCCCCCACUUCCAGACCUGCCUUUCCUAUCAGCGCUUCAGCCAAAGAAACCUCCCCAAUGUAGGGACCCAUAUCCGGGGAGCCUCUUCCCCCUCCACAGCCCCCUCGGUCAUCACGGGCCUUCUCUGCUCCCUCAUCUCUCUGACACUACGGGCCCCUACUGUCUCUACCGCUACAGCUUCCCCUUAAACCCCCAACUCACAGCUCUUUCCCGGCACGCCAAACUUGCCGAAGACACCACAGACUGUCUGCUGCGCCCGUCGCCGUGGCACCCAACCACCAACCACUGCCUCUGACAGCUGGACCGCACUUCCAGGCUCCGGCCCAUUGAGUGUUACGAGCCAGAGCUUAUUGCAACAACACAGAGAGGCCUUAUGCUCAAUUCGAGAAGGACUCAGAGGAGCAAUAAACUGUUUUGUACGCUGUGUUGGACUUACACAAGAACUGAUCCUGAAGCAGAUCAUGUUGCUCCCUCUUCAGUGUUCACACCAGCCAAAAAGCCCAUGUGAACACAAAUGUAGGCAGGAUGUAAAUUUUCAUUCGGGACAGUUUGUUUAUACCACAGGGAAGAUCCCUUUUAA
Molecule: messenger RNA, 1752 nt
Organism: Eleginops maclovinus (Patagonian blennie)
Lineage: Eukaryota; Metazoa; Chordata; Actinopteri; Perciformes; Eleginopidae
Gene: tbx22
Product: T-box transcription factor 22
Exons: 8
Coding region: 1-1467 (488 amino acids)
Biological process (GO): cell fate specification; regulation of transcription by RNA polymerase II; positive regulation of DNA-templated transcription
Cellular component (GO): nucleus
Molecular function (GO): RNA polymerase II cis-regulatory region sequence-specific DNA binding; DNA-binding transcription factor activity, RNA polymerase II-specific
Source: RefSeq, a predicted model, not a curated record